Messenger RNA from Laccaria bicolor S238N-H82, 792 nucleotides. RefSeq lists its product as uncharacterized. Bases 1 to 792 code for a protein of 263 amino acids. NCBI's taxonomy places the organism in Eukaryota, Fungi, Basidiomycota, Agaricomycetes, Agaricales, Hydnangiaceae. The record is from RefSeq and is a predicted model, not a curated record. The transcript has 6 exons.
AUGUCUGUAUCGACAACCAAGAAACUCUAUGGGAAAAUGUAUGGGGUUGGAUGGCACCAAAGUAUGGAACUUGGGAAGACAUUGUCUUAUUAUGCUCCCAACUCUUGCAGUGAAGAAACUAUCACUAAGUAUGAAGAACUUCUGGAAAAACUUCCUGCUGUUGCUGACAUGUUCAAAACACAGUUUUGCUACUUAUUUCCUGCUGGAGCCAAGUCACUGAUUGAGACCUCACGAGAGGGCAGAAUUCCAUCGUUCGAUGAUUUUCUGGAUGGAAAUUCGAAGGCCCAACCCUUCUCAAACUGUUUAACACUAACCAAUGAUGAUUUUUCCAAUUUUCAAUACAGAGACAAAGACCACAUUGCAGUUGCAUUUGGGCUUUGGUGGACCUCUGCGCGAGAUUUCACUUCAGAGGGGAAGCCAGUCUAUUCUUUUCAAAGUGAUAAAGAUCACGAUGAAAUUGAUGGUGGUGGGUUCUUGUGGGGCGAGUAUGGAAUUGGUGUUGACUUUCAACAUCUGUUAAAAUUAAUUCUAAUAGGAAAGCAUGAUUUCCACUCCACAAUGCUGAGUGACAGUCCUGAAGGUGCUACUCGAUGGGGCACCUCAGUCCAACUAACCCAGCGUGGAGUUAAUGCUGUCUCCAAGUUUUGGCAACUGGAUAAUUUUGAAAGAGCAUUCACACCACAAGAAUGCAUUCAGAUGGCUUAUAAGAAGAACAGAAAGAAGACAACUGGACGACAGAAGGCAAAGGCCAAAGCAGCUGUGAUGAAACAAAUGAUGGCUUCCAUCUCAUGA